Elephantulus edwardii (Cape elephant shrew) is the source of this 2098-nucleotide messenger RNA. It is a transcript of the gene ERI2, whose product is annotated as ERI1 exoribonuclease family member 2. The transcript is spliced from 9 exons. Gene Ontology annotation, molecular function: nucleic acid binding; zinc ion binding; 3'-5'-RNA exonuclease activity. NCBI's taxonomy places the organism in Eukaryota, Metazoa, Chordata, Mammalia, Macroscelidea, Macroscelididae. Bases 20 to 2098 code for a protein of 692 amino acids. The record is from RefSeq and is a predicted model, not a curated record. Gene Ontology annotation, biological process: exonucleolytic trimming to generate mature 3'-end of 5.8S rRNA from tricistronic rRNA transcript (SSU-rRNA, 5.8S rRNA, LSU-rRNA).
AGCUGAAAGAGUAACGGGAAUGGCGACCAAGAAGCUGGCGCGGCAGCUUGGAUUAAUUAGGAGAAAGUCGUUCUCAACAGCAAAUGGAAAUCUUGGAAGAAGCAAAUUCAAACAGUUGUUCGACUAUUUAAUUGUCAUCGAUUUUGAGUCUACUUGCUGGAAUGAUGGGAGGCGCCACCAGAGCCAGGAAAUAAUUGAAUUUCCAGCGGUAUUGCUGAACACGUCCAGUGGAGAGAUUGAAUCUGAGUUCCAUGCUUAUGUUCAACCUCAGGAGCAUCCAAUUCUUUCCGAAUUUUGCAUGGAACUCACAGGUAUAAAGCAGGUGCAAGUUGAUGAAGGGAUCCCUCUGAAGAUUUGCUUAUCACAGUUCUGUAAAUGGAUUCACAAGAUUCAGCAACAGAAGGAAUUUGUUUUUGCUACUGAGGUCUUGAAUCCUUCCAGUUCCAAAGUAAAAUUAUGUACCUUUCUUACUUGGUCAGACUGGGACUUGGGAGUUUGCCUAGAGUAUGAGUGUAAAAGAAAACAGCUGUUAAAACCUGUCUUCUUAAAUUCUUGGAUUGAUCUCAGAGCCACUUACAAGUUUUUCUAUAGGAGAAAACCAAAGGGACUAAGUGGUGCCUUGCAGGAGGUGGGACUAGAAUUCUCAGGACGAGAGCACUCUGGGUUGGAUGAUUCUCGAAAUACUGCCCAUCUUGCUUGGAAAAUGAUCAGGGAUGGUUGCUUGAUGAAAACUACGAGAUCCUUGAAUAAGGUACUCUCUAAGAGGAAUCCCAGCCUUCUUGCCAGAAAUGGGAAUACAAAUCAGGUUGAAGAAACAUCUGACUGCAGCAGUGGGACCUGCAGUACGCAUAUAUCUGAUAAGGAGCCUAAGGGGGAAACAAUUGUUGAUGAAAAAGUUAACAAGGAAUUGGCUUGUGUGAAUUCUUCUGGAAAGAUCCAGCAAGAUGAUUUACAACUCAAGAAAAGCAGUGUAAAAGCAGGCCUUCGCAAUGCCAGAAGUGAUUUCUUUCUUUACAACAGUAAACCCAUCACAUCUCUGGGACAGUUGCAAUCUUCCAGCUUGAAUUUACCUGCUGACUUGCAAAAGAAAAUAAAAAAUGGACACCUUGCAUUUAAUGCCAAAUCUGGCUCUUCCAAAGUCAGCCCAGGAUUGGUGCUUGUUUCUACCACCAUUUCUUCUGUCAAUCGUGUUUCUGAUGUGGAAAUAAGUUCUGCCCUCGACUCUUUACCUAUGUUGGCUGACUGGGAAGAUGUAGCCUUACUACCAGCGUCACAGCCCGAGGAAAAUGCAGACUAUGUACUUCCCAUUAGUAACGCCAACUUAGACACAUCAUUAAAUUAUGCGGAAGGAUUAAUGAUUUUGAAGGAACCUGAACUGCGGGGCCCUGAACAUUUUGGAAGUAGAGAGGAAACUCCUCAAACAACUGAGACCCUUAAGUCUAUUGUUUACAAGAGCCCUCACACCACUAUUUAUAAUGUGAAGAAAGUCCAGGACCCAGUGUCAAGUGUUUCUACCUUUAAGUUGCCUGAACCUAAAUCAAGUACCUGCAAUAGUGUCAAUGCCAGUGUAUCUCUUUCUUCAAUUGUGGGGGGAAAUCAUCACCUUUCAGACAGUACUAAAAGGAAUGCAUCUAGUCCCCCAAUUUUUCCACCAGCCAAAAAACAGAUCUUCAGGAUUUACGAAGAAAGGCAUACAUUUUCUGAUCGCUCCCCAGUGGGAAGUACCACCCGGAAGGUUGUCCCCGCCAUACUGACUUCUGCAGUUAACCUCCAGGAGCCUUGGAAGAGUGGGAAAAUGACGCCUCCUUUAUGCAAGUGUGGCCGAAGGUCCAAGAGACUUGUUGUUUCUAAUAAUGGACCAAAUCAUGGAAAAGUCUUUUAUUGUUGCCCUAUUGGAAAAUACCAAGAGAACAGGAAAGCCUGUGGUUAUUUCAAAUGGGAACAGGCACUUCAGAAGGAGAGAGCCAACAGCAUGGUUGAGCCUCAUUCCCCUGGGGGACUUCCCUUUGCUCCUUCAGAAAUAAGUCACACUUCUGAAAGAAAUGCAAGGUUUUCUACUAACAGUUCUUUGAGACUGAGACCUUCCAUGAGAACUUGA